AUGCCUAAAUCCAUUAAGCAAAAAAAUAACAAUCGUGUUAUUAAUUCAAAUAUCGAUUCCAAGUUUAAUAAAAAAACGAAUAUUGGCGGCGACAACUUUAAUUAUGUUCUCAAACCGACGUUCCCUUCCAAUUUAACAAUAAAUGAAAUUAUAAGUGUUAUUAAAGCACCUAGCAAUAAUCAAAAAGCAAAAACAUUUCCAAAUGCUUUCAUCGCGUAUAAAAAAGCAUUAAUUAAAGAGAAUCGUAUUAAAAACAUUAAAUUACCUCCAAUGGGCAAGCUUUCUAAAAUUGCAUCAUAUUAUUGGGAUGAGGAACCAGAAAUCGUAAAGAAAUUUUACAAAAAGUUGUCCGAGGAUGCUAAAUCUUUGCAUAAGCAAAAUGGGAUUCAAAUCAUAUUUGAUAAACGUAUGAAUGAAGUUGAAGAAAGCGGGCAGGUUUCACGUGUGACAAGUGAAAUUAGUAGAUCUGACUGUGAUUAUGUAAAUUAUACCCAGGAUCCUGAUGAGUAUAUAAUUAAUACGCAAAAUUCAACAAGUGGGUAUCUUCCGAUUGGAGAUUAUUCUGCCAGCAUUCAUAAUUCUUUCCUUGAUAACAAUACUAUUAAUAGCUCCCAAUCCAGUUUUAAUAAUGGCAACUUUUUCGAAGACACGUAUAGAAUGAAUGAAGUACCUAUCGAUCAAGAGGAUAUUAGAACACCGCGAGUUGCAAAUCAUGUCAAUUAUACCCAAGAUAUUGAGGAUACAAAUUUCAUGCCGAAUACAUAUCUUCCUCUUGAAGAUUCUUCUGCUUGUAACCUUUUCGAAGAGUAUGAAAUGGAACAUAAUUUUAACGAUUUCGUGUUGGUUGAUAAUAAUCAAGAAAGUGUGCAAGUUUCAAAUUUGAGCGCCAGAAACGGAUUGCAUCAAUUAUAA
Funneliformis geosporum is the source of this 912-nucleotide messenger RNA. The record is from the annotation of a GenBank genome assembly. NCBI's taxonomy places the organism in Eukaryota, Fungi, Glomeromycota, Glomeromycetes, Glomerales, Glomeraceae.